GCCAAAGUGGGUAAUUAACUUUAUUAUAGAAGCACAACGAUGUGAUGAUUAAACAAAGAAACCAUCUAGAAUAAAAAAACCCAUGGUGGAUGACCUUUUCCAUAUGUUUCCUACAUUUACCAUUACACAAUAGAAAGUUAUAAAGAAUCAAAGAAAAUAUAUAUUUCAUUUCCUUGCACAGAAUCAAAGAAAAUGUUUUUGUGUUCACAAUUUAUGCUAAAAAAACAGAGUAUAUUCUAAAAAAGAAAGAAAAAAAUACUAUCAUCGUUUUCCUUUUUCUUUAUUAUUUCUAUGAUAGUAUCAGUCACCAGAAUAUAUCUGUAUACAGAGAAAAAGGAAAAGGGAAAUCGUGAUCUUGAUCAGGUGAGUGGAGGAGCAUGAAGUUUUCGAAGAGUUUAAGCAUAUUGAUCGAAGAAGCCUUGCCUGAUUGGAAGGAUAAGUUUUUGUCGUACAAGGAUUUGAAGAAGCAGUUGAAGUUGAUAUACCCCAAAGAUGGGAGCAAGAAGCAGCCUAAUAAACGGCCGAGAUUGGAUUCAACGGACGGUGGGGAUGGUGGCUGUAAGGAGGAGAGCGAGGUUUCUAAGGAGGUGAUGGAUUUCAUUUCGUUGUUGGAAGUUGAGAUAGAGAAGUUUAAUGCUUUUUUUGUAGAAAAGGAAGAGGAUUAUGUUAUCAAAUGGAGGGAGCUGCAAGAUAGAGCAGCAAAGGCCAAAGUAUCAAACGAGGAGUUAAUGGAAGUGGGAAGGGAGAUUGUAGAUUUUCAUGGAGAGAUGGUUUUGUUGGAGAAUUAUAGUGCCCUUAACUAUACAGUGAAGAUAAUAAAGAAAUAUGACAAGCGAAGUGGUGCUCUUGUUCGCUUGCCCUUCAUUCAAAAGGUCUUGCAACAACCAUUCUACAGUACCAAUGUUCUUAACAAGCUUGUGAAAGAGUGUGAGAUGGUCCUCAAUCAUCUUUUCUCCAUGAAUGAACCAUCAACAUCACCUGAAGAGAAAGAAUGUGAAUCCCAAACUUCUAGCAGAAGUAAUGAAAGGCUUCUCAAAGUUCCGAAAGAACUUGCAGAAAUUAAGAAUAUGGAGAACAUGUAUAUGAAGCUAACGUUGUCAGCACUACAUGUCUUGAAAGAGAUCCGGAGUGGAAGCUCAACUGUGAGCAUGUUCUCACUGCCACCUUUGCAUCAUGCAUUAGAGGAUUGGAAGAAAAUUCCUGUGUUAGAGCAGGCAGCCAAAUAGGUUUUCACCUUGUCACUAUGGAAGUUGGAUGUGGAACAUUAUUUCUCCCUCGUUUUCUUUUCCUCAUCAGUUUAGUGCACUUUUUUUCUUGUAUUUUAUCCAUAUAUUGCUGCUAGGUACCAACCAAGCUUUUGGAACUUGUAUGACCAUUUCCUCUCGAAAAUUUUAAAUACUGGAACAUUUGGUUUUGAUCUUUCUUGUAUACUGAUCAUAUUUUAGUGCCAAACAUGUUUGGUUACAGUUAAUACUUUAAAUCACUUUAAGUUCCUCAUUUAUCAACUCUUUGCACGUUACCAUGUAUAUACUCUUCUUGUUAGGGACCUUCGCAACUAUGUACUUGGGUUGCUUGACUUUUAGUUAUUCUGAUUUCUAACAUGUUUCCAAGUUGGUUGUUAAAUUUUCUAAAAUGAUGACUUUUACUAUGAUUGCACAAGCUUCACACCUGAAUUAUCAAUUUAUGUAUAUAUGUAAAUUGUUUGAUUUCAUCAGAGAGAUAUGUUUAGAAUCUUCGGAUGCUUGGGUGUUCUUUAAGGUCAUUGCCUCAACUUUUCUCCUC
This is a messenger RNA of Durio zibethinus, 1782 nucleotides long. The record is from RefSeq and is a predicted model, not a curated record. Lineage: Eukaryota; Viridiplantae; Streptophyta; Magnoliopsida; Malvales; Malvaceae.